GCGGCUCGUGCCGGCCGUGGGGCGGGCGGCGGGCAGAGCGCCGUGCCGGGGUCACCGGCUCACGCCGGCGGAUGAUGAGAUGUACCAACGGACGCGGGUGAUGGUGCUGGAGCCGGAGUCCCCAAAUACCAUGUUCAUCGAGGGCUACAGCACCCGCGGCUUCACCAUCAGCGGAGACGUGGUGGUGGGGCCCUGCGCCGUCCUGCCCCGCAGCAUCCUCCAGUGGAACGUUGGUUCUCACCGGGACAUCUCGCACGAGAGUCUGUCGCUGUUCCGGCUGCUGGAGCCCCAGAUAGAGAUCCUGGUGCUGGGCACAGGGGACAGGGUGGAGCGGCUCCACCCAGCCACGCUGAAGCAGAUGCGGGAGUGCGGGAUUGCUGUGGAGGUGCAGGACACGGUAAGAAAGGGCGAAUGCAUGUGCAACCUUCAACUUCCUAGUGAAUGAAAGGCGCCUGGUGGCUGCUGGGCUCAUCCCCCCGCGGGGCACCUACGACAUGUAGGCACUGCCUGCCAUGCCCACGGUUCUUCCUCUUGCCUGCCUGAAGCUCCCAGCUGAGAAAUGCUCCAUAGUGAACUGUGGAGCUGCCAGCUGGGUGAUGACUCUGCACACACGAGGGCUGUGAAAUACAUGGGCCUAGCUCUUCCCUGCAGUCCCUGACUUCUUCACCUCCUUGCCCAGUCUGGGCUGGGGACUGUGGGGCACAGCACAAGGCUUUGCUGGCAGCACUGCUCCCACAGCCCUGCCAAGGCCAUGCCCCUAUACCUUGGCAGUAAGAAGCCUCAUCUGAGGGAGGGUGACGGCUGGUGGGGUGAGCUGUACACCCCUGGGCACAUGUGAAGCUCUACGAGGAAAAUACAUGUAAAUGGGAAGUACUA
Catharus ustulatus (Swainson's thrush) is the source of this 876-nucleotide messenger RNA. RefSeq names its product NADH:ubiquinone oxidoreductase complex assembly factor 3 (gene NDUFAF3). Gene Ontology annotation, cellular component: mitochondrial inner membrane. The record is from RefSeq and is a predicted model, not a curated record. The transcript is spliced from 5 exons. Gene Ontology annotation, biological process: mitochondrial respiratory chain complex I assembly. The coding region runs from base 80 to 445 and encodes 121 amino acids. NCBI's taxonomy places the organism in Eukaryota, Metazoa, Chordata, Aves, Passeriformes, Turdidae.